CAGUGCGAGGGGAGCUCUUGCCCUGAAUGAAUCCAAGUAACCCCGGUGGUUGCCUUCUGAAAUGACCAGCAGACACACAACUGUACGGAGGCUACCCAAAGCGUAAACUCUGGUUCUAAUGUACCAUGUCCAGCCAAGGAAGCCCUGGUGAGGAGUUUUCUACGACAACAGUCAGUUCAGUAGCUGUGCAGGCUGGGGACUCCAAAAUCGUUAUAGCCAUCAUAAAGUGUGGCAAGUGGGUACAACUUCAAUUGGCUGAAUCACAGCCCAAUCUUCUGGAAAUUGGAAGCAAUCAAGAUGAAACCAAAAAACUUCUUCAUGAUCAUGAACUUCUUUUGGCCAAGCUUAAGGCUUUGGAAGACCGAGUAUGGGAACUCCUGCAGGAAGCAGACAAGACGGCUCAAGAGAACAAGGAUCAGAGCCAGGUCUAUGAUGCCAUGGCCAAAACUCUGGGUGAAGCGUGGGCAGCCCUGGUCUCCAUGCUUGAGAGAAGGAGGGAGCUUCUCAGGUUGACCUCUGAAUUUUUUGAAAAUGCCUUGGAGUUUGCCAUUAAAAUAGACCAAACAGAAGAUUUCCUCCAGAACACUCAGGAGUUUGAGAGUGCCGAGUCCUUGAAAUCACUCCUUCAGCUUCAUGAACAUCAUACCAAAGAACUCUUAGAACGAUCUCUAGCCCUUUUAAACAAAAGUCAACAACUCACUGACUUCAUAGAAAAAAUCAAGUGUGAUGGACCUAUUGUGAAUCCCGAGAUGAUUCAGGGAGCUCAAAACAGCUGCCUGAAGAUUGACAGUCUUCUUGAACUUCUCCAAGACAGGAGACGGCAAUUAGACCAGUACCUGAAGCAACAGCAGCAGGAAUUGAGUCAGGUUCUGCAGAUAUGUCAGUGGGACCAACAAGAAAGUCAGGUUACUUGUUGGUUUCAGAAAACCAUAAGAGAUUUACAGGAACAAAGUCUAGGUUCAUCACUUUCAGACAAUGAGGAACUAAUUCGUAAGCAUGAGGAACUGAUAAUAAAAGCAAAGGAAUGGAAUUCCGCAGUGGAGAAGCUGAAGCGUGAGGCACUGGGGAUUCUGCUGUCCAAGGAGUAUGUGGAGAAAGAACACCUACAGCUGUCUAACCAGAAACUGAAUUGGCUUCAAGAGGAAUUUGGUCGGCUCAUGGUGGAAAGGAAAACCUGGUUAAAAAAGGCAAAUGAUUUUUUUAACAGCGCGAACAAGGCAUUUGAUGUACUUGGAAGAGUUGAAGCUUACCUUAAGCUCCUUAAAUCAGAGGGUUUAAGUCUGCCUGUCUUGGCAGCGAGGCAUGAGGAAUUACACAGAGAAAUUAAAGACUGCACAGCUGAUGCUUUGCAGGAGGGACAAGCCUUAAUCAACCAACUAGCCUCCUGCAGCUCUCGGGUGACCGGUGUCCGUGAGAUGAUGGAAUGCAUCAAGAGGCGAGUUGAUCAUCUGACUGAACAGUGUUCAGCGCACAGGGAAUUUGCUCUUAAUAGACAGCAAUUAACAGCCUCAGUGGAGGGCUAUUUAAGAAAGGUGGAAAUGUCCAUUCAGAAAAUCAGCCCAGUAAUUUCUAAUGCAAUGGAUGUCGGUUCCAGCCUUUCUGAAUCAGAGAAGAUUUUGAGUACAUAUCUGGAACUAGAUAAACAAGCUAAGGAGACAUCACAUGAAUCAGAAGCAGCUGCAAAACUCUUGACAGAGAAAAAUGAUUUUGAACCUGAUGAAGUGGCAUCGCUUUCUUCUAAAGCUAAGUGGCUAGAGGAAGAAUUAAACAUACUUGGCCAAAGCCUCAGCUCCAGGUCACAAGUCCUGCAAACUUAUGUGGCAUUUCUAAAGUCAUCAGAGGAGGUAGAGGAGCAAUGUCAGGGCCUAAGGGAGUUUUACCAAACUGAUAUCCUGCGAAAGGAAGAGGGUGUUGCUGAAGCUGAGCGUCUCUCUGACUCAGUGGAGAAGCAGUGGCAGCUGUUUUUAAAGAGGAGCUUUUUAACUCAAGACCUCGGGCUCAAGUUCCUUAAUUUAAUAAAUAUGGCAAAAGCAAAUGAAAUAUUAAAUGUGAAAAAUGAAGUACACAUUAUGGAGAACACUAUGGAAAGCCAGAAGGCAGAAAGGGAAGAGCUCAGCCGCCUUCGGAUAGCCUGGCAACUUAAAGCCGCUGCAAGCAAGCCCGUGAAACAGCGGUGGGGAGCGUUCAAAGAGCAACUUAGAAAGACUACUCACAACUUAAAACUUCUUCAGGAAGCACUUAUGCCUGUGUCUGCACUUGACCUUGGAGGGAGUCUCCAGACCAUUUUAGGUCUACAGAAAAAAUGGAAUGAAAUGAAACCUCAGUUCCAGCAACUGAAUGAUGAGGCUCAAUACAUUAUAAAAGAGUCAGAAGAGUUAAGUGGCAAAGGAGCCCCUGUGAAAGAGAAGUCUCAACAGCUGAAGGACCUAAUUCACCUCCAUCAAAACCAGAAAGAGAGAAUCCAAGAUUACGAGGAGAUCCUGUAUAAGAUUGUCCAGUUCCACCAAGUCAGAGAAGAGCUGGGACGACUCUUCAGAUCAAGAGAACUGGAGUUUCUACAACAGCCAAAGGAAAUGGUUGAUGCUCACGAUGCCCAGGUUCUCCUCAGUCGCUCUCGGGAAAAGCAGGCACACAUAGACCAUCUCCAUAAACUGGCUCUUUCCUUGGGGGUGGACAUCAUCGCGUCAGUUCAGCGGCCUAACUGCUCUAAUGUUUCUGCAAAGCACCUGCAGCAGCAGCUGGACAUCCUUGAGGGGGACAGUCUGAACUGGCGUGCCCAGGCUGAAGACCACGAGCGGGCCCUGACCCGCAGCCUGGAGUUCUGUACCGCAAGGGAUGAGAUGAGCGAGCUCAAAGAGUCAUUCAAAGACAUCAAAAAGAAAUUCAACAAUUUGAAGUUUAAUUACACUAAGAAAAAUGAAAAAGCUCGAAAUCUAAAAGCUCUGAAAUAUCAAAUUCAACAAGUAGAUAUGUAUGCUGAAAAAUUACAGGCUUUGAAAAGGAAAAUGGGAAAAGUUGAGAAUAAGACUUUUUUCUUAAAUUAUCCAAAUAAUAAAGUGAAUGUCCUUUCGGAAGCCAUGAGGGAUUUGCAGAAAUAUGUGGAUGAGUUUGACAAAGUUGUGACAGAUUACAGGAAGAAUUUGGACCUGACUGAGCAUCUCCAGGAGUUGAUAGAAGAGUGUCACUUUUGGUAUGAAGAUGCAAGUGCCACAGUUGUAAGAGUUAGAAAAUAUUCCACAGAGUGCAAGACCAAGGAAGCUGUGGAGAUUCUCCUUCAGCAGUUCAAAAAGUUUAUCACACCCUCAGUGCCUCAGCAAGAAGAAAGGAUUCAGGAAAUCAGUGACCUGGCUCAGCGCUUAUAUGGUUUUGAAGAAGGGCAGAAAUAUGCUGAGAAAAUAGUGGCCAAACAUAAAGAGGUUCUUGAAUCUGUUACUGAAUUAUGUAGCUCUCUCACAGAGCUUGAAGAAAAAAAGGAGCAGGCCAAGCCAGCGGACGACUUGGCGGUCAAUAGAGCAGGAGGGGGUCAGCUUCCACGGGAAGUGAAGCAGCUGGUCCCCGGCCCAGAGGGUGCUGUCCAAGGCCUGCUCCUGCCCGUGGAUGUGCUUUCAGGAGAAGAAUAUGACUGUGUCUCGCCCGAUGACGUCUCCCUGCCUCCGCUCCCAGGAAGCCCCAAUUCCCUCCUCGCUCCGUCUGACAUGGAGCUGGAGGCGCGUGCCCUCCCGUCCCUCCACCGGCACCUAAGCAGCCACGGGAUGCAGACAGGGACCAGCGGUCCAGGGGAGGCCCCGGAAUCUGGCCUUCCGCCACCUGCUGCUUUUGCUGAUGCUUGCGAUGAUAAGAGAGAAACAUUUUCGAGUCAUUUUGAGAAGCCUUCCCCCCAGUUCCAAGCUAAGCCCCCAUUAACAUCCCGAAGAUUUCCGGAAGAGAGUACUGACUUCCACAGAAUCAGUGUUAAACCUCCAGAGAGCAUGUGCGGUGAAGUGCAUGCGCGAGCUUUGCAACAGCACCCCCAGGCUCAGGGAAGUUUGCUAGAAACACCGGAGAAAACGCAUGCUGAUAAUAACGUCACUAAAACCCGACAUAGGCUGCAUGCUCCCCAGGAUGCAUGCUCGGGCCUCGGGUUUCAGCCAGGCCCCAGCCAGGCCUGUCAGAGGCAAAUGGUUCCCAGAGAAGAGAUUAAAGUUACCUCAGCAAAGAACAGCGUGGUCAGCCUAGCUGGCCAGGCCCCUAAUUUCUCCAGGCUCUUGUCUAAUGUAACUGUCAUGGAAGGUUCUCCAGUGACUUUGGAAGUUGAAGUAACAGGAUUUCCAGAGCCUACACUGACAUGGUACAAGAAGGGCCAGAAAUUGUCUGCAGAUGGGCACUUGCAGGUUUUACACAAGGAGACAAGACAUUCGGUGUUCAUUCCGAAGGUAUGCGAGGCAGAUGCGGGCCUCUAUGUGGCUCGGGCCCAAAACUCUAGUGGCGUUCUCUCUUCCAAUAUCAUCCUCCACGUGACAGGUAACCGCAGGCCGCCCAUCACCAGAAUAAACUGGAUCCUGCUGAGUGUCAUCUAUGUUAGCGUGUCCCUAAUGUACUGGCUACUCACACAGUAACUGCGCGGUUGGCACCGAUGGGCGUCAUUCUUAUGAGCCUAAAGGACAACAAUACUGCUGUUUAUUUUCCUGCAUCUCCCACCAACCAUCCCCAACCAAGUAUCCCCCACCCAGUGUACUUCCAUUCUGGCCGUAUUGCUUUUUUGGAAUACCACUGCUCGGUGAAAUAAUCCAAUUUUCUUUAGUGCUUUAAUGUAUUUGAAGAGCUCAGUAAAUCAUUAGCAGCGAAUAAGGAUACAUUUUGUAUUCUCAAAAGAGAUGUGUUCAGUAUAAAACACAGUCAAAUUAUACUCUGUUUAUUCCCUCCUAAUUUAAGAGCAUUCAGAUCAAGUCUCACAUCAGCAUGCAGAUGUGUUUUAUUUCAAAUCCAACUGUUUGAUAAUCUAUUUUUAAUUGUACGCAUAAACAUCUCUUUGUAGAAUAAGAGUAGAAAUGUUGAACUAAAAUUGUAAUUUUCAUUAUUGCAUAAGAUGUCCUUUAAUUUUGCUUUUCAUGUCUUGAUCUCAUUUAUUGAAAUACAUUCUAUGUAGUUUCAACAUAGCCUACAUUCCUGAGUCUGAGGAUGGCACUGCAAAUAAUCAUUCCUCCUGUUCAUCUCAUGGGUUUGACAUUGGAGAAUAGAUGUGCUGUUAGCCUUAAAUGGAGUUUGAAACCUCCAUCAGCUGUGUGUGUCACAGAGCAAGAUAGAGCAUAGCCGCAGAGGUGGACCAACAGUAUUCCUGUCCUUCCGUUGACAUGUUUUGGGCAGCCACGUGUAUACAGCUGCAACCGGCUUCUCCUGCUUCUAAUCUUGAUUCUGUUGCUGACCAUUUUUACAGCCUGUGGGAAGGCAUAGUAGUGCCUCAGUUUCCCAUUUGGCAAAUGGGUUCAUCAUCUACCUCUUGGGCAACUGAAGGUUUUCAUUUCAUGUCUUGUAAAGAUCUGGAAAAUGGAAAGUACUCUAUGAAGACUAAGGGUAAUUGUAUUGCUUACUGUAAUUUGUCAUCACACUGCCUUCUGCCCACUGUUUUCUUUCAGAUAUUGUUUCUUUUGAAUAUUAACUUAAAGGAUGGUGUUAGUAUGUGAUUUCCAACUAUUUCCAUAUAGGAAAAUGAUGUUUUCUGAAUUGGAGCUUAAAUUCCUUUCUAAUUUCUUAAGACUAUAUCUUUUUCAAAGACUUGAAAUUAAACUCAGGGGGAUACAUUUAGUAAGAUCUUGGGAGAGAAAAAGUAUAUAAUAGGAUGACAAGAUAAAUUCUAUCCUUUUCUUAUAAUUACCACUGUAAUAUUGAAGAAUGUUCUGUGCCUUUCUGAAAUAUAUUAUUCAGAAAAGAGGAUCAUCAUUUUAGUGCCUUUAAAAAAUAAACAUGUAUAAGAGAGGCAUUUGUUUUUAGAUUUUAAAUGUAGUCUUGUCAUGUUAGGGUAAAAUCUUUAGUUGAAAGAAUAUUCAUUAUAGAUUUUUGAUGAAGGGGAGGCAUUAAUUAUGUUGCUGUAAAGCCUGUCUACAAAUAAUAAAAAUAUUUAAAUUUAAUAUAUUCAAGUUGGUAUUAAAAAGUUACUGGAUAUUAACCAAAGAUGUGAAAUGUGUGGCUAAGUAAAAAGUUGGCAUAUAUUUUCUUGUGCUGUGUAUUCAAUUUAAUGAAAAAAUUUAAUCUCUUAAUUUUCUUAAAAAUUUUGACAGAAACCUAUUAAAAGCUUAUAUAUACAGCAUCCUAGGGAAUUCAUAGUCUCUUAAUUCUCCUGUCCUUUUCGUCCAGUUUCAAGUAUUGUGCAUAUCUUGCCAAAUUGCUAUUCCCAUUUGAAGCUAAAGAGUAAAACCUACUUAUGUCCAAAGAGGGCCAGCAGGACCAGGUAACAAAUUCUUGUCUCACUCUAUCUCUUUCUUGUUAAUUUAGUGGGAUCUCCCAUCCCUUUUUGUCAGCUUGGUUGAGUUUCUUUUAACAGGAGAAAAUCAAACAGAAGUUUAAUAGCAUGUGUACAUCAGAGAGACCCAGGAAAACUGAGUAACUCCAGCUUGGCUGAAUUUUUGGUUUGGGGUUGUUAGGGCCUGGGAAUUACUGGUUUGCUUUACCUGUUGCAUGCCAGUACAUGUUAAUCCUUUGGGGAGCAGGAUGGGAUAUACAUAUAUCCAUGGUGAUGACCAAAGAAGGCAUAUAAAGUCCCUGAUAUAUUUGAUUUCUAUAUCAAGCUUAAGGUUUAUACAUAUAUCUGAUAUAUAUAGCUUAUGUAUAUACCUUAUAUAUAUCAUAUAUUUGUAUACAUAUACACCUAGAGCUCAAAUGUUGGGAUAAAACAUUAUGCUGAUAUUCAUGUUAUAGUUCAGAUAGCUGUGUAUCUGUCUGUCUGUUUAUCUAUCUAUCAUCUAUCCAUCCAUCCACCCAUACAUUUACCUACCUACCCACUUACCUACCUACAUAUUCUUCUGGGCUAUUGACUAUCUAGUAAUCCCCACAGCAGUGAAGAAUAAUUAGCUAUUCACUUAUUCUUUUGGUUAUACUUUAAUUUCAGUGUGAUUAUCCUUUCUGUUAACAUUUUUGUCUUGAUCAAAAAUUCCCCCUAUGAAAGUAUGAACCAAAAGUAUUGGUUAAAAAUGAAAAACUUAGGAAAUGGACAUGAUGUUUCUAUUUUGAGAUAUAUACAUGAUUUAUACCUGUUUACUUCUAGAGUAAAUUCUGGACAGUUAGCAAUAUCAAAACACUUUUCAACAAGAAAAUGAAAAUGACCAAAAGAAAUUUUAAAGAAUAUAUACUCGAUACCUUGAAGGAAUGCAACACAAAAUGUGUUUUGAGCUUCCUAUAAGGCAAAAUUAUUUUUUCCAGUUUUUAUUUUCUGAUAAAAGGAUGUAUAAACAUUUGAUGGUAAAGUUUUUUUACAUUCAAUUCCAGGAGAAACUUACCAUAGGAAUCCUUACAUUUGAAUCUUUGCAUAUUCUAUAAUAUCUAAGGUAUUUGGAAAAAGAAGCAGGAAAAUUUAGCUGUUUCAUUCAAUAAUGCUAAUCAUCACUUAUAGUUAAGACACAGGCUUAAAGUAAAUUAUUGCAAGAACCUCCUAACCACUUCACCCUUAAAUUUCUUCAAGUAGCACACAAGGUCCUUAAUUACCUAUGCUUCCAUUCCCAGCCUCUGUUCCAUCCCUUCCAAUCCCCCCAUAAAGCGAUACUUAACUUCAGGUUUUACCCUGUCAUGAUCUUACUUCUCUCCAGCCCUCCUUCCCAGAACUCCCUUACUCUCUUCUACCCAACUUCAUGCGGCUUAACUCCUGCUUAUCCUUCCAGGUCCUUUGGAGACACAACCUUCCCAGGAAGCCUUCUGACCCAUCAAGUCCAGUGUAGAUGUUCCUGCUAUGUGCCCUGUCAGCACCUGAGCUGAUCAUGUCACGUCCCUUAAUAGUUGCAUUGGAAUCGCACAUGUGAGCAUCUGUCUCCUGGCUAGAGCGAGAGAUCCUUAUCAGCAGAAUCUGUGACAGCCCCGUUCGUCAUCAUACUCCCAGCACUUAAGACAUAGUCACACACUCAAUAUUUCUUGAAUUGUUGUCAGAGAGGACUGUACUGGUUGAAGUGUCAGGGUGAGCCCUAAAUCCACAACUGGUGUUCUUGUAAGAAGGCCAUGACAGACCUGGAGACACAGAAGAGACACAUGGGAAAAGGCCAAGUGAUGACAGAAGCAGGUUGGUGUAAUGCAGCUGCUGCAAGCCGUACAACACCAGAGGUGGCCACCACCAGAAGUGAGAGGAGCAAUGAAGCAUUCUUCCCUAGAGACUUCAGAGAGAGCCUGGUCCUACUGAUGCCUUCAUUUCGGACUUCUAGCCUUUAGAACUGAGAAAGAAGAAAUUUCUGUUGUUUUAAGCCAUCCAGUUUGUGGUAUAGUCCUCCUUCAGUAUCCCUGGGGGAUUGGUUCCAGGAUACCUCCUCCCCCCACAGAUACCAAAAUCCACCAGUGCUCAAAUCCCUUACAUAAAAUAGCAUGGUGCAGUGGGACCCUCCUUUAUCCACAGGUUCUGCAUCAGCAGCUACUGAAGACCGACUGUUCUUUGUUACAGCAGCCUGAGGAAACCAAUGCAAAAUGUUUUAGAAAAAUCCAUACACGUCUUUCUCUGGAAAAAAAAUUCCCAGAGACAUUCACUAAUAGACAGCAACCAGUGCUGCCAAUAAGCACUCCCAGGUUGUGCUGCAACGCCUCAGUUCUCUUCUUGAUUUAGGGGAUCAUCUUGGUAUAUUUCAGUCAAUCAGCAACUAUUCAUCUUCUACAUGAACAUUGUCCCCUAAGUAUACCACAGUGUACUAAAACCAGAUAAAGAUAUUAAAAUACAACUAUAGGCCAAUAUCACUCAUGAAUGUAGACACAAAAAUUCUCAACACAGUACUAACAAAUCCAAUCCAACAGUGAAUAAAUAAACUUACACAUACAAGUGGAAUUUUUUCCAGGUAUGCAGGCUGGUCCAAUAUUCAAAAAUCAAUCAAUCCACCAUAUCUACAGGCAAGAGAAGAAAAAUCGUAUGAUUAUAUCAAUUGCUUCAGGAAUGACAUUUGAGAAAAUUCAGUAUGUGUUCAUGAUAAUUUUUUAAAAACUUACAGAAAACUAGUAACAGAAGAAAUUUCCUCAACUUGAUAAAGAGCAUCUACAAAAAAACUAUAACUAACAUCAUACUUAAUGGUGAGAGACUGGACACUUUCACCCCAAGACUGGGAAGAAGGUAAGAAUGUCCUCUCUCAUCACUCUCAGUCCACAUUGUACUGGAAGUCCUACCUAGUGAAUAAGACAAGAAAAGGAAACAAAAGUUCUGUAGAUUGGAAAAGAAGAAAUAAAAUGCUUUUGUUUACAGAAAGCAUGAUUUUCUAUCUAUAAAAUCUCAAAGAAUCUUCCAAAAACUCUUAGAACUAAUAAAUAAAUAUAGCAAGUUCACCAAAAGCAGAAGGCCUGCACCAAUGGUAUCCAGGAGAAAGGCAGGGAGUUAGCAAUAAAAGAAUCAUGGUGAAUCAGGCAUCUUUUGAGGCCAAGGCAAAAGGUGGGCAACCUGAAUUUGUCUCUUUCCAACAAUUGAUUACAGACAUCAUGGAUACUUGUAAUCUAGUUGCAACAUCUCACACUUUAUUUUUCUUGCAGCUUCCUGCAUUAUUUUGGGGGGUUUUGAGAGAGGUAAAUUAUUAGAAGGAGACAGUGCUCAACAGAGCAAGGGAAUAUUUGAUGUGGAACAUAAACUUUAUCGUUUGCUGCCAUUGUCAUUAUCACUGAAAGAGAAAAAUUAGAAAGACAUUGUAAUUACAAUGUUGUAAAGCUGAGCUUUCCCCAACAAUAACAUAUUAAUAUUAGAACAAAAGGAGUCCUUUUAGCCUCUGACAUCAAAUCCCAGAGUGGAUGAUUUAUCAGUUGGUACUGUGCUGCACUACAAGAAUGAAUGUAUCUCCCGUGGAUAAGUGCUUUUCCUAUCAGCAAGGAUGGACUCAUGCUGCUAGUAUAUUUCUAAGGUUUCUUGAUAGAAAUCAGAGCUAAAAUAUGUCAGCCAUUAUAUUAUACUUUCAAAAGUAAUCGGUUUCAUAAAGUCAUAUAUUGGUCUAUUAAUUAAUUAAAAGAUGGAAAACAAAUGACUACUUUGGUACCUACAUCUAACAGGAAACUUCAAUGAAACUAAUCAUUUUGUAUUUUCUAGAUGGUAACUAUAAGUACUUUCUUCAUUUCCAUGUUCUUGAAGGUAAUUUUUGGUCAUAUAUAUCAUUUGUCUAAAACGUAAUUGGUGUUAUACAUUACCACUUAAAAGAAAACUAACUGACGUACCACAAAGGCCAAGUAUUAAACUUACAUUUUAUCAAAUGCGUUAUAAAUUUAAUCAUAUAAACAGUGAAGCCCUGUUACAACUCCAUCCAGGACUUAUAAAUGGAUAUGCAAGCAAAGCAGUCAUAGUUUUAGUUCAAAUCUAUGGCAGCAUAUUAUAUAACUGCACAAAUAUUGAUUUACUAUUACAAUUAAAAAUGGAUCAUGAACCAUGAAGAAUGACUCAGGCUUAACAGAAUGUACAUGUGGGAGUCAUGACCACAGUCUAAGGUUAUGAGGCUGGUUUUCUUGACAGUUGAAUCCCAUUCUUCUGUGCUCUGACUCUAUCCCAUCAUAGGUAAAAAUUCAGUAAGUUAAGGGAUGGCACCAUCUCACAAAGAACCUCAGAAUUAGGAAAAUCUAUACGGUUUCUUUAAAUGUGAGAAAUUGUUGGUAGCAGUUAUGCAGCACAGUGUGUCACAUGUCAUUAAUGUCAUUGUGAAUUAAUAAAAACCUU
Aethalodelphis obliquidens (Pacific white-sided dolphin) is the source of this 10837-nucleotide messenger RNA. It is a transcript of the gene CCDC141, whose product is annotated as coiled-coil domain containing 141. Gene Ontology annotation, molecular function: protein binding. Lineage: Eukaryota; Metazoa; Chordata; Mammalia; Artiodactyla; Delphinidae. The coding region runs from base 126 to 4595 and encodes 1489 amino acids. The transcript is spliced from 24 exons. The record is from RefSeq and is a predicted model, not a curated record.